Pisolithus orientalis is the source of this 360-nucleotide messenger RNA. RefSeq lists its product as uncharacterized. Lineage: Eukaryota; Fungi; Basidiomycota; Agaricomycetes; Boletales; Pisolithaceae. The record is from RefSeq and is a predicted model, not a curated record. The transcript is spliced from 2 exons. Bases 1 to 360 code for a protein of 119 amino acids.
AUGAAGGUCCCAUGUGCUGCCAAUGAACUGCUUUGGUGGAUGGCUGUACAAAAUAUGGGAGAGACUGCCCUGAUGGCACACAUCAUGGAGUUGAAUGUGCUGCAGGUCAAAAGAGGAGAGGAAGGAAAAGAGAGUCUCCCACUGCUGUAUGACAUGGACUGGAUGCCAUCAGACAGCAUCAGCUGGUUGAUUGAAAGCCGUGAUGAGAUGAUCCAUCAGGAGGAGAUUCACCAGCUCCAUGGUGUGAUGGAAUUCUGCAGUGAAUGGCUCACCCUUUUUGACAGGCUUGGACAAGUACAGGACCAGCUUGAGGACUUCCAAGUCAAUUCAGUUACCCAGCCAGGAGCCAGCAAUAAGUAG